CGCUAUUGUCAUUUUUUUUUAACUGUAUGCAGUUUCCAUUCUUAUUUAGAGGGUUUAAUAAGAUAUACUGUUCCUAAACCUCUGAAAAUCAACGAUCGCAACAGCAUCAUUUCUAGUCGUUCGUAAAAAUCUCUUCCAAGGUUUCAAUUAAUAUGAUGUUUACGAGAUGGAGCAGAGCGAUAUCCCAGAUUAGUAGAGUCAAGAACUACUCCCAAUUGGGAAGUCAUUUUCAGUGUCGACAUUAUUCCAAGGUUGCGGCUGUUGCUGAACCGGCAGUUGAGAAACUCUACAAUGUUAAUUCCGAGGUAAAUUUGAACAAGAUGUUCUGGUCUAAGCCUCACUCACUGGCACUAGCACUUGAUUCACCAUUCAGAGUUGAAGAUCCACAAUACGAGGGCUUUAAGCGCUUUAUGUUUAAGCUAAUGCUGUUUUAUAGCAAGCAAAGCAAGUCCAUUCGAGGGGCAAAUGUUAUUUAUCGUCGUGUUGUUCACCAAAUUGAUAGGCCUGCUAUUUACGAUGUAUUUAGCUUGGAGAAAACAUUUAAGACCACAUUUUCGUUACUAGUUAUCCAUAUGUGGCUUUGUUUGCGACGCUUGAAACAGGAGGGUAAGGAAGGUGUUGAACUGGGGCAGUAUUUGUAUGAGAUUUAUAAUCAUGAUGUGGAGCUGAGAGUUUCUAAAGCUGGUGUUAACUUAUUGUUGAUUAAAUGGAUGAAGGAUUUAGAAAAGAUAUUUUAUGGUAAUAUUGUCGCCUAUGAUGCUGCGAUGCUUCCUGAAGCUAAGCAGGAUGAGUUGCAAAAUGUAAUUUGGAGGAAUGUCUUCUCUGAUGAUGGUACAUCUACCCCAACGGAUGCUGCUUUGCUUCCUGUCCAGGCUAUGUCAAGGUAUGUUCGCAGGGAAUGCAGCUGUCUGUCAUUGACAGAUAAAGAAGCUAUGUUUUCUGGAAACUUCAUGUUCACUUCAUUGGGAAACACAACAGCUGAUAAAGUGUAAUGAGGGGAGAGAUCAAAACCACACGUGUUCAUCAACAGCACCCAAAUUCAUGGUAGAGAUCCAGGCCUUCUUAUCAAUGACAUUAUAAGAAGAAAUUGCAGAUUGCUUAAUUAAGCAAGAGAUGUGAUGUCCACUAUUCUCUAUCUUUAGUAAACUUGUAUAAAUCUGAAGCUGCUGGUUUUUUUUGUUCCCCAGUAUGAAACUUGGAUGAAAAUAUCCUACUGUCAGAUGCUAAUUGCUUUGAUUUUAAAUCAUAAAAGUAAUAUACGAGAGUUCAAGGUUUGGAUUUA
Molecule: messenger RNA, 1282 nt
Organism: Lycium ferocissimum
Lineage: Eukaryota; Viridiplantae; Streptophyta; Magnoliopsida; Solanales; Solanaceae
Exons: 8
Coding region: 153-992 (279 amino acids)
Biological process (GO): mitochondrial respiratory chain complex III assembly
Cellular component (GO): mitochondrion
Source: RefSeq, a predicted model, not a curated record